Molecule: messenger RNA, 25670 nt
Organism: Diabrotica virgifera virgifera (western corn rootworm)
Lineage: Eukaryota; Metazoa; Arthropoda; Insecta; Coleoptera; Chrysomelidae
Gene: Ilp3
Product: LIRP
Exons: 3
Coding region: 297-695 (132 amino acids)
Cellular component (GO): extracellular region
Molecular function (GO): hormone activity
Source: RefSeq, a predicted model, not a curated record
AGGCUGAUCAACUUAAUGUCAGUGCACGGUUUGAAUCGGUGCUUAACGAUUCUUAACUAGCGCACACCAGCGCUCUGCUUCACAUCUUCUUUGGCUGUGCACUCUGUGAUGUCCGUUACAAAAUACAACUGUCGUAUGUGCGUGAAAUCAGUUUCUAUUUUUUUAUUAAAAUUUGAUGGUGAAGAGGUGGUGACCAGGUACUUAAACUAAAUUUACUAAUUAGUUUUUAACUCUUUCUUAGUGUGAUAAGGACUGUGAAUUUUUUGGGACUUUCGGAUUUACAAAUAUAAUGUGUGAUGGAACUCAAUUGUAGACUCUUGGUCAUAGCAGUAAUUAUAAGCGCAAUGCAUUUUCAGAUCGCUCAUUUGCAACGUGAUAAUAUACAGGGCCAAAAGUAUUGCGGCAGUCAGAUUGGAAAAGCGCUAUCCACAAUAUGUAAGGGAAACUAUAACACUCUCAAGCGAAUGGACAGGUUUCCACGUCCUGCACAAUGGGAUGGUAUGUACGGCGACAUGCCCAUGCCCGACGAAAACCCCGAAUUGGGCUUCCCCUACCAAAGCAAAGAAGAAGCUUCCACACUCAUGGGAGGAAAACGAAGAAAAAAGCGGUGGGGAGUAUACAACGAAUGCUGCGAGAAGUCCUGUACCGUGGAAGAGCUGUCGUCCUAUUGUGCUGCCGAUGGCAAGAGGAGAUAAAACUCGAGAGAAAUGCAAACAUUGUGAUAAUACGUUAAAAUUUAGUAUUAAGUUGAAAACUUAAUAUACAAAUCGGUUACUGGUUCUUGAACAGUGAAGGAAUCGGUAAGAUUGCAAGUUUUUUUCUAUGAAAAAAUUAGAAAGCUACCGUCCAAGUAACGUUUGCGUUCCUAUAAAUUAAUGCAGAGGAUGUUUUGAAGAAAAGUGUAAAAAUAUUUAUUUUAAAACGUUUUUAUAUACUUGGCUUGGUCUUUGUCACUAUGUCACUAUGUCCGGCAAAUUUUGUAAUCGAUUUUAAACAUACUUCUAGGCUACCUAGGCAUCUAAAAUUUUCAGAAUAGCUCAGAACUAGUUAACAAUGCAAUAUUUAACUGCUAUUUUAUGGAUAUAUCGAGUUUUAAGGGAGAUAAAGCUCUUUAAAAAUGGCGUCUUGGAAUUAGUUUUUCUUAUAUAUCUUCAGAGCGCUUCUAUUUAGAAAAACGAAAGCUAGUACGUUUAUUUAUCUUCCAAAGAUAAAUCGAUUUCCUCAAUUGCGACAUUCUAGUACCAGUAAUAUGCGUCCGUUUUGAGUAGGUCAACGGUUAAUUUAUUGAAUAACUUUUGUGUCUUAAUUUUUAAGCAUUUUUGGCAUUUGAUGAUUCAAUAUAUUAUUUGUGGAUAUAUCGCAUACAUUUGAUCACGGCGAUAUAGAGGCCACACAAUCUCAACAACGUUACCCAUAGCCCAGUGAUUCUCAACCUGUGGGGCGCGCCCCCCUAGGGGGGCGCGCUUUUAGCAGUGGGGGGCGUUAAAAUAUAAAAAAAAACGCCAAAACAUUGACUAAUUUACUAAAAUCAAAGCAAAACAAAAUUCUGACAAAAUAAAAAAUAAAAUACACAUGAACACUGAUAAGGAGCUAUACAUAGUUAUGAAGAGCACUGAAUACUAAAUCAGCAAGUUUAAUGUAAAUUAGUGACUUCCUUGGACCUGUUUUGCAGAGCAAAGCUUAUCGAAACAGGGUGUAAUAUUAGAAAUAGACGCUCUCAGUUCUUUCUCUAUAUUAUUUAGCUGCGAUUUAUAUUUGGUUUUUAAAGCAGCCGUCGCGGAAAAUCCUGUUUCGCAAAGGUAGGAUGGUGAAAACGAUAAUGGUAUACGGAACGCUCUGGUUUUCAGUGCAGAAAACUCAUCAUUUACCCCUGCCCCAAAUUCAAAGGGUGAUUUAUUAAACUGUUUCUUGAUUUCGGCAUUUGCCGUGAAGUUUAUGAAGGUUUCUUCUUCUGCAGUAGAGAGCCCUUCAGGUGUAAUUUGAAACGGAUUCCUGACCCACUCAUAACUAUUAGCUAGUAGGUAGGUAUUAAUUGGUCGUCGGCAAAAAAGUAUAUUUUAAAAUUUUUUGUCAGCAGUGCUAAAUGAUUUUCAAUGCUUACAGAAACAACUUUCACAUGUUGUUCUUCAACCUGGUAAGUUUUGCAAAUAUUUCAAAGUUUUUUGCUUUAAAUUUCUGCUCCACAAUUUCAAUUUCCUACAAAAGCUUUAACUUUAUCAUUCGUAUCAAAUUAUAUGUGUAUUGGCCCCUUAAAUUUGUAAGUUCAAAAUAUUUAGUUUCUCGAAUAUGUCAACCAGGUAACUCAAUUUCAUCGUGAAACAUCUUGGCUUCCGGUCUCUUCUCUUCUUCUAGAAAAAUGGCGAUAUCAUGUCUUAAUUCAAAACAAGGUGUAAAAAUUUCCUACGUGAUAACCAUCUUGCAUUACAAUAAAAUAAUAAUGCUGAAUGUACCACAUCAAUGUCUUUGCAUCCAAGUACAGAAAAGAUUCUAGUUUUCAAAGGUCUCAUUUUUACGUAUAUAAUUAACUAUUGUUACAACCGUAGUUAGCACAAUAUUCAAGCCAGAGCUUCUCUGUGGAUCAUAGUGUGUCCAUAUACACAUUGGAGACUUUUCUUUGGAUAUUCCGACGCAAUUCUUCCACUCUAUUUUUGCUUCAUUUAUAUAGUCAUUUAAGAUAGCAAAUAAUGCAUGCGACGUUGCUAUCAACUCUAUUGGUGUGCAGAAAAGUAGUUCUACUACUGAUCUCCCAUCACAAAAUCGAACGUAGGCAAUAAAAUGAGCAUCUUUGUUGCCACCGUUGCCUCAUCAAGCUGAAUCGCAAACAGCUUUUCACGCAACUUCCUGAUUAGCUGAUCCUGUACUGUACAUCUUCAGUAUUAUCACCAAUUCGACGGGCAACAAUAUCAUGUGAUAGAGGUAUAAAUUCCAAUUUUUUGGCACAAUUAUCUCCAAACACGGUUUCUACAAUUUGAAUUGCAGUUGGUAAUAUAAGAUAUUCACCAAUAGUGUUAGGCUUUUUAGAUCUGGCUAUUUGAUAUGAGAAUUUAUAAGAGGCAAGUAAAACUAUUUCAUUCACAGUCAAAGUUUUUAUUAAAAAUAAUUUUUGCUUUUCACGUCAUUUUAAUUUUAACUCGAAGAAUUUUUGGGGUUUGUUAAUGUACUCACUAUAAAGCGAGGGUGGGGGCGCGGUGAAAAUAAUUAUGGAAAAUUGGGUCGCAAAUGGUAAAACGUUGAGAAACGCUGCCAUAGCCCCAUUAACUAGUCCUUUUUCGACAUUAAUGUUAGCUAGUAACAUUAUACUCUUGCGCCGACGAAUACCUCCAACUCCUUUAGCAAUCCACCUAUAGAGGCCAUAGGGGGAAAGGGAUGGUAUGGAGCAUUGGAGCGUGGUGGAGUGAUUCCUGUAUGACACGAAUUAAUACACCUCGCUCCAAUGAAUUGUUGCACCCGGACGUCAUUUUUAGGAGUGAGCAAGUCUCACAGACUGGGUUGAAUCAAAUGUCUUGUUUGUUUACUCAAAAUGCCAUAUAUCACCUCUAGGGGAGUGCAUUUAGAUUUUCACUUCGCAAAAAAUCAAACAAGAUCAAACUUUUUGUAAUUUCAUUAAGAAAUGUUUAAUAAACAACAUAUCAAAAAGUUCUACUCGAGAAGUGGGUGCUUCAUUUUUUAUUAAUCAAAUAAAGAGCGAAGUUAGAUGUUUUUUUAAAUAACUCCGAAAAUAUAAUUUUUAGAAAAAACUGACUUGACCAUUGAAAAAUUCAGAAAAUUUUACAAAAAAAAACUUAUAUAAAGAUUUUUCUAAAAUUAAAUCUCUAGCUUCUGUAAUUUUUUAUUUAUAACGCUAAAGUCACCCUUCACACACACAUUGGCGCACUGUAAACUAGCGUUGGAAGAAGUUCACGGUUGAGUUUUUUUAAUGUAGUUCUUUAACUAAUGGAUCAAAAGAAAUUUUACAAAUUGGACAUGAAAGAAGAUCAAAUAAGCUAUCUUAUGGUUGUAAUAAAAAGAAAUAAAAUGUAUUGACAUAAGUACGGUGUGGGCGGAAACUACAUGAAUUUUGUUUAAAAAUGAUUUAAAAAUGUGUAACUAAUACAAUUUAACUUAUAAAACUCUUAAAUUUGCACAACUUACCUCUCAAUUAUCUUACUAAACGAUGUUUCAUUCAAAAAAAAUCUCAAAAAUUUAAUUCAAAUAAUACGAUGUCUCAAAAAACGUAAUUUUUUAAAACUUCGUAGUUUUACAGAAUUCCCAUCAUUUUAAGACGGUAUUACUCAAGUUUGAAUAAAUCUAAUACAAUUUUUUUGAUAUCAUUUUCAAGCUUAGGAUGCAAUCUUUAAAAAACACUGAAUUAUUUUAGUAUAAAAAUGAAAUAAACAAUUUCUUUUUGAGAAAACUAAGAAAGAUAACAAAAAUGUAAUACAAAAACCGAAAAUUACCAGCUGAAAAAAUGUAUAUACAGAGUGAUCAAAACUAUUUUCUGUAAAACUUACCUAAAAUACAUUUAAUAAUAAGCUUCAACAAUAAUAAAUGUUCAACAAAAAAAUUUUUUUGGCUCUUAUACAGUGUGUCUGCGUAACUUGGAACCUAUUGAUAACUUUUUUAAUAUCAGUUUUACGAAAAAAAGUUAUUUUUUAUAAAAUACUCUUCAUCGUAUAUAACAUAAGAUGCAACCAUCAAAUAUCAAAUUAUGUUAAUUUUGUACGAGGUAUGUCAAAAAAUAUGAAUUUCACUCAAGAGUAAAGUACCUUUAUAUUUCACAAUAUCGAAAAAUUUUAUAAAGAAAAGUUGUUUGGAAUUAAAAACUAUGUUCCAAUAUGUAAUUAUAUCCUUCUAAUCGAAAAUUUGUUUUUUUUUUAAAUAUUGUUUCAAAUUAAUUAUAACUAACAUCAUUAAAUUUUUACUUAUUAUUUAUGAUAACUGUUUUAUUAUUAAUUUUAUGAAGAAAGUUAUUCGUCAUAAAUAGCUGUGCAUGAUCUAACACUUAAUAUGCAAAUAUAAAAUAUUAUAUUUUAUCAAUAUUGUUCUCAUUGUUUCGGACAAGACUGUUUGAAUUGUCCCGUUUGAAAUGAACAAGAAAUUGAAGAAAGCGAAGAUGUCAGCGUAGUUGGAGGUGAUAUUGAAGAGAUAGAUUUUAAAUAAUUUGUUCUUUCUUUCUGAUACAUUUUAAUUUUUAAUAUUAUUGUGAAAAUUAUUUGGUUAUCUUUUUUUUAAGAAUGAAAUUCCAUAUUUGUUUGAUUGGAUUCUACUUGUUUUUCAUUUAAAUAUCCGCCAUUUUGGAUCCGCCAUUUUGAAAUUUAAAUUUUUAAUCUUUAAUUCAGAUUCAACAACCUGUUAAAAAUAAAGACAAUAAAUGUUUUAGAAAAAUGUUCUUUUUUAUGUUCUUUUUAGAAAAUCCGCAUUUUGGAUCCGCCAUUUUAUAGCUUAUAAUGUUAACAUUUAAGUUAGGUUUAUCAAAGCUCUCAAAAAUAAAUAUAUGUAGAAAUAAAUACAUUUUGUAAAGAAAUUAUGAUUUUACAACUAUUUUUUAAGUUAUCCGCCAUUUUGGAUCUGCCAUUUUAUAAUUUAAAUUAUCAAAAUUGGAUUCAGGUUCAGCAACCUCUCAAAAAUAUCCACAUAUAUGUAACCAAACACGUUUUAUAAAAAAAAUUCGGAUUUUACAACUACUUUUUAAGGAUUUUUAGGAAAAAAUCCGCCAUUUUGAAUCCGCCAUUUUGAAUUUGCAAAUUGUAAUGUCAGAUUCGGGUUCAGCAUGAUUAAAACUAACGUAAAAACAUUUUUUAUCAAAAUAAAAUGUUGAAUUCAACCAUAUUCUUAACAUUAUUUAUACAAAACAAUUGUUAUUGUUUAAACAAUUAAUAAACAAUUAGCGGCGAAAUUUGUGAGUAGAACUUUUUACUUUAACAUAUUUAUAAACUAACAAAAAAAGUUUUAGAAAAAUAUAACCUUGUUUGAUUUUUUCCGAAACAUUGUAUCUUUUAGUUCUAAUUGCACUCCCCUACUCGUAGUGGAUCUGGAAUUCCAAAUUAAAUUUGAAAACCAAGUAGAAAAUAGACAAAAAAUUUGAUGAAAUAUGUUUUGAUGAAUUAAUAAUUUCCAAUAUUUCCCUUAAAGUUGUGUGUUAAAGAUUUUCUUUGAUCUAUAUGAGUUUAAAGUCGAUUACAAAAUUCUUUUAUGACAUAGAAAUUGAAAAACGUUUUAUUAUAAAAAGUUCUUUUUUAUAAAAGUGUAAUUAUUUAUUUGUAAGAUACUAGAUAAAGUUCUCAUUUAUUUGAGGAUUUUGUCUUUUUGAAAAAAGGUUCUUGUGAUAAUAAUUAGCGUUGCCUAGGCCAUACCGUUCUGUUUUUUUUUCUGUUUCUAUCGUUGCUUCAAAUUUCUUAAUCAAAGAUAGGUAUUUCUAUUUUUGGUAAGAUAGCCAUUUUGUUAUGUUGUAAGAUGUAUUUUUAGUUUUAUUUAUUUUUUAUCUUUUCAAAAGUUGUUUAUCUGUGGCAUCAUAUUUUAACUUUUUAACCCGGGAACAGUCGCGCUCACUUUUGUCACGUUAGCAGUCGCGCGAUUAGAUUACAUCUAACAAUACGAAUUUAAAAUAAAUUUAUAUUUUAUAAUAUUUUUAUUUACUUGUUAUGUUAAAAAUAUCUAUUUCUAACAAUUUUAAAGCUAAUUGGUUCUUACCAAAGCCAUAAAUUUCACAAAAAAAAAUUAAUUUUAUUUUUAAAUACCUACGCAUUAUUACAAUCUUCCUUUGAGGCAAUUACGAGUGGAAAGUUAUGUUGCAAAAUUUUCAUUAAGUUAUCACGGAAAAGCAUUUUUUCUAACGGCGCGACUGUUCCCGGGUUAAGAAUACUUGAAAUAUGUACCUACAUAUACAAUGGAUACAAAAAGUCAUUCGGUGUUGUCCAGUGCCUAUUUUCCACAGCAUUCGGUCAUUGAAUAGUUUUUUUUUAUUCAUAAAACUCAGUGUUUACCCUUAUUUUAUCUGAAAGUACCAGCCAGUACACCAAUGCGGCUCAUAUCACAUUUUGAUUGUAACUAACCCCGCCCCUAUUAAGGGUUAUAUUGAAAAGUCGCCAAAAGCAGGCAGUAUUCGAGUUUCAACAUUCAAUGAAACAGCACGUAUAUAUAACCUUUUCUUUUCAACAUUGUUAUCUAGCUUCUAAGUGCAUUUUUUACACUAAAUACUAGAGUUUUUGCGAUUUACCUACAACAUGCUACUAAGUAUUUAGUCCUUCGAGUCGGAUUGGCACACUGGGUCGCAGUUUCAGUUAAAUCAUCAUCAUUUUCUUUGCCUUAUCCCUACGCAGGGUCGGCUUCCCUAAUGGUAUUUCUCCACACAAUUCUAUCUUGGGUCAUAUCAAUAUUAAUCCCCUCUACCGACAUGUCCUGUCUAAUCGUCUCCCCCCAGGUCUUCUUUGGUCUUCCUCUCCUACUUCUUCUAGGAAUCUGAACUUCAUCAAUUCUUCGUAUUGAGUGAUUAACGUCUCGACGUUGAACAUGACCAAACCAUCUCAACCUAUGCUUUCUCAUUUUGGCAUCAAUUGGUGCCACACCUAGACUUCCCCUAAUAUACUCAUUUUUAAUUUUAUCCUUUUUUAUCGCUCCACUCAUCCAUCUAACCAUUCUCAUUUCCGCCACAUGCAUUCGUUGUUUCUCUUUCUUUUUCACUGCCUAACAUUCAGUUCCGUACAUCAUACCCGGUCUUAUGACUGUUUUAUAGAAUUUUCCCUUCAGCUUCAUUGGAAUUUUUCUAUCACACAACACACCACUCGUUUCCUUCCACUUUAUCCAGCCAGCCCUAAUUCUACUGCAUGCAUCUCCAUCAUUGGUCGUAGUUUCAGAUAAAAUAAGCGUAAAUACUCAGAGCUUUUGACAUUCCCUUUUUCCAGGUUUUCCCUGGCUGUCUUCAUUUCCUGACUUGCAGCGAUAUACAUUCCAUGAUUUUCAUUGGUAACUUUAUUUUGUUAAUCCUUUAUACACGAGCAUAUUAAUUGUCUCGUUUCUGUAUCUGUUAUAGGUUGUAGAUGUCAAAAGUCUAGUUUUUCUUCACACACCUUUCAUUAUGUUGCGGCCUGAAACAUCUGAAGAUUUAAUAUAUCGUUGCCGUCAUUCUCGUCGAUCUCUCAGAGAUAAAUCCAGCAUUGAUCAUUCCAUUGGAUACUGUGAAGUUAAAACUGCUUGGGAAUUUUUUGACAAAAUUGGUUGAAUCCAGUUGAACUAAAAAUUUAACUAGGUGCCUCAUGUAUUCCAAAGAUUUUGAUAGUUUCAUCUAAUUAAAAAACUUAAACACUUUGUAAUGAUACAUUAUUUUUGGGAUUUACAUCAGGCAGGAAAAUCUAGGAUUGGCCAAGAAUCAAAGACAAUAAUUCCUUACUCAAGGAGUUUGCCUCAUUCUCUAUAGUUGUGAGUCUGUAUACAUUUAGAUAGAGCUACUGCUGUUGUACAUCGCCAUUGAUAAUAUAAUUAAUGUCGUAGUUGUACACGAAACAUUGACAAAUAAUGUAUCAUUACAAAAUAUCUGACGUGAAAAUGUAUACUCCUUGAACAAAUAUUUUGGUAUAUUCCACAAAAUCUCUAAUUUAAUCUUGUCUUUAACGACCCUCUUUAUUUUUGUCACAUCAAGAACAAAUUUUUUGGCAAUGUGAAGUAAAGCCACAAUAGAAACUGUAUACUUCAUUAGUUAAAAUCACAUAAUAUGACUAUAAUUAUGUAUUUCAUGAAAUUUCCAGUUUUCAUGGUUCCAUGACAUCUCGUAACGGGAUAGUUCGUCACGAAUGGUAACGGAUAAUCCGUAACGCCAUCAAUUCGUAACGACGAAAUUUCGUAACAUCGACAGUUCGUACUAACACUAUUCGUACCGGUAUAAUUCGUAACUCCAACAUUUAGUUUUUUUUGCAAAUUUAGAAUUACGGAAUGUAUACAAGGAAUGUACUUUGCAUACUUUCCUACACUAAAAGUAAUUGUACGUUUUUAAGACCACUUCUUUUUAAAUAUAUUUUACAUAUAUUUUUGCACAUAUUUUUGUAAAUAUGACAACUAAAGGAUAUUUUUUUUAUUUUAUAUCCUGAAUUAUCAGUUUAAAGUAUCUAGUAAACGACUGUUACGGUUAGAUUAUAUUUAUUUUAAGACACAAUUUUCAAAAUAUUGUUCUCGAGGAAAUAUGAAAUGUAUUAAAAAGGUUUAUCCUGAUGCUGGUUCGUUAAAUUGAUAAACAUAAUUUCAGUUCCAACUGUAAUAAAAGUUGAUUUUCACGUUAACAAAUAUAAACAGAAUAAUUAUAUUUUGACGUUACGAAUAGUUACAGUUACGAACUGUCGAUGUUACGAACAGUCGCGUUACGAGGCGUCUUGUCACGAGUUUUUAUAUGGCCUAGCUUAUCUAUCAGCUACAGAGUUAAAACCUCUGCGUAAGUGGAUGUGUUCUGAAGAAAUUAGAAAAUUUUCAUUAGUGUUACAUAAGAUCCUAGGAACGAUAAUAAGAGCGUAUUAUUGGUUCCAAAACUUUACGGAUAUCCUUAAGACUUUUUUAUGUUUCAUCAAACCUUUCUCACAGCACUAACAAAUUUUCUAAAAAUAUCCUGUACUAUAAUGCUUUCUGUUCCUAUCAAGUAUACACUAAUUUAGCAAUAGAACAAUUAUCGGGACAAGUAUACUCGUCAUUAAAUAUUUAUAUACAGUAUUGGAAAUAUUUUUUCGUAACAUAGGCACUUUCAAUGCAAUAAGUUAGAUUCGUAAUUUGCAAUUCACCAGUGUAAAUUUCAAAACAACGUCGCUGUGUUUCAUAUUUAAUUCAUUUGUUCGACUGCACCGAACUAAGAUCUCAAAUUUGCAAUUAACCAGUGUAAAUUUCAAUAUAACGUCGCAAUGUUUUAAAAUUAAUUCAUUUGUUCGACCGGAAACCCCUGUACCGCUGGCUAUCGCACAAACUAUGCAAUCCAAUGGGGCACCUCAGUUCAGUGCAGUCGAAUAAAUGAAUUGAAUACAUUGAAUACAUUGGUUAAUUGCAAAUCAAAAGAAUCUAACUUAUUGCAUUGAAAGUUCCUAUGUUCCGAAAAUAAAUUUCCAAUACUGUAUAAAUAUAAAUAAGAUCAGAAGUGUAACUGGAUUUUGUAGUUACAUAUUAGAGGCGACCAUAUAGCCUCUCUGAAGAGCUCUAAUAGGGUGAAACGUACGUAAGGGGACGAUGGUCACCUCUGAUACAGAAUGAAAUAUAAACUGUAUUUCAUUUUCUCCUAACAUUCUCAUAUUUUGAGUACACGGAAUCAACUUUUGUUGGAAUUUUUACCUAGAUGAAUUGACGGAAGGUGUCUGCAUAUUGUAGGGUCUAUAUACUACAUUAACGAAGGUUCAGGUAUAAAGAAAAAUAAAUAAACCAAAAGAAGUUGGUAGGAAAAAUAAGGCAACUAGAGACUUAAAAUCGAAAGUAAUAGUUGAUAUAAGGAAUGUGAAAAAAUACAAAUAUUUUGACUGAAAAAUCUAACAGAAUAAGUAUGUUUUCAACUCAAAACAACCAGGAGCUUUUAAAGUUAGAAUACUCCUGAUUAUUCGUAACGGGAUUUAUUAUUAAAGAAGAUCCACCUGAUCUGUGAAAAAUAUAAACGAAAUUCAUUGAACCCAUGAUGUUAAACUUUUCUCUUCCUGUAUAUCAACUUUUCCUUAAAAUUGAAGAAGGCCUUGUUAAGUCAGAACAGCUGUAGAUCCUCUCUGGACGCCUAAUAUAUUCGAAUAGGGGCGUAUAAAUGGCUGACAUAUCAAUAGUUUGGAAACGUCCUGUAUAAAUAUAGGUAUCAAAGACUAAUAGUGCGUCAUGGGAUUUGGUCACCGAUCUUUUUUGCAUCUUUCACCCCAUCUAAUAUGACUCAGGUUUCCAAUUCUUAUACGGUUGUACAAAAAUUGGAAAUCUAAAUAGUAGGGCUAAAAUCUAUCAAGCCUUGUGACUUUUCGAAAUCCUACUUGUUUUUAUUUUUCCCUCAGUCAAUUUUAGUUAGACAAAAAUUUUUAUUGAAAAUAGUGGCAAGAGAAUAUUUUGACGAGUAUACACUUAGACAAGGAAAGAGAGAGGACGAGUAAUCCUUGACCAAAAGUGAAGCCAAACUGACACCAGAGAUUUUGAUCAUCGACGUAUCUUUGGGGUAUUGUUAUGCAUUGAGUAUUUAAAAUAAAAACAUGAAAUGUAUUUAAAAUGAAGAAUUUGUGUAUGGUAAAUGUUUUAUUAAGUUGCUCAUAUUACGUACAUAUGUUUCAAUACAUACAUAUGUUUUUAUUACGAAUUUUAGAUGAUGAUUUACUUUAUUUUUUAUGAAAUUUUAACCUUCAACGAACACCCACCACUGGCAACCUAUUGUUAUUUUUGACGUGGCCGCCAUGUUUCUGGUGACAAACAAACCAAAAACUGGCUUCACUUUUGGAACGUGUGUUUUAAAUGAGUGUUACCCGUCCUCUCUUUUUUCCUUGUCUAAGAGUAUACAUAUGUCUUCCUCAGUUAAAGGGUUAGAAUUUUGUUAGUUACCUAUAUUUUAAAACCGCAUAUAGAAGGUGUUUACCGUCAUUGUAAUUAGGGUUCAACAGCUUGAUUAUACUAAACAUUUCUAGUCUGUGUUACUACUAUUGACAAAAUUAGGAAGUUUUUUAUUUUUAUACAGCAAGACACUGCUAAUCUUCUUUUGUGAUAUAAGUGUUGUAGCAAAGUCUAGUUACACGAAAUUAUUUGUCUGGUUUCUAUUUGCGCUCUUUAUCUAAAGUAAAUGUAUCAAAUGUCACGAUUAGUGUUCCUAAAGUAAAAAAGCGCUAUGGUAACGUUAAUUUGGAAACUAGAAUGUAAUUUGUAAACAACACGGUAUUUAUUAUUUAUUGCGAGAGAUACUAUAUCUUUGGUAAAAAUUGGUUACCUUGGAUGAUUUUAAGUUUAUUUUAGUUUAAAUUUAAAGAUAAUGGGUUAACAAAUCUCAAACUACACGAGAAAAUAGGCCACCCACACGAUUGUUGUCCGGUUGUCCGACUGUUGUCCGAUUUAAGUGAUUUUUUUAACAUCUUAUAGUCUUAUUUUCUAACAAUAUCGCUGUAAUAAUAUUGUUGCUAUAGUCCGUCCCACCUUGACUUUACAGUAUAGGGAACAUAGGCAAUUCAGUCCUUAUGAAAGUUUUCAGCCGGUGAUGCCGAUAUUAUCAAAAAGAAUUUGUAAUCGAACAUUAGAGAGAUUAAAUUAAAACUGUUUUAGAAAGGCAAUCUACAAUUUUAGGAUUCAUAAUAUGCGUAAUAACCAUAAUACACUCACCGGCACAAAAUUCCGCCACCCAUUUUUUUUUUAAUUUUGACCAUUUAUAACUUUAUUAUUUGUGCUCCGAUAUUCAUGAUUCUUGCACCAGUUUGUAGGUACAUGUAUUGAUGUCGUUUUUUAUUAUUUCAGUAACAAACAUUUUUUGCUUAGAUGGCAUUAUACGGGGGUAAAUGGAAGCGUUGUAUUUUCUCCUAACUUUAAAAAUUCUGUGGAAAAAUUGGAGGGCUGAUUUUGUUUUAUACUUCUUUUGUAUUAUCCUGGAGGUAUUCCUAAGGUUUUGUUUUUUGAAUUAUCCAACUAUCUCUUUUCUUGUAAGAGCUGUAAAUAAAAACACUGCUUUGAAGGUUUUUUUUAAUUAAAAAUACCAAACGCACUAAAAUUAACAAAAUAAAACAAAAUUAACAACAAAACAAAACAAUUCAAUAGCGCGUAUGUCUACCUCUUGCAGCAACGACUGCUCGCAAUCUGUUUGGCAUCGAAUAAAGCUGGUCAGUGCAAAAACAUCAAAGUGAUAUUUUUUGCACAAAGGCAACAAAACAAAAUUUAAGUUCUUGUGUUUCGUCCUACAAGAAUUUUUAUAAUAGCGAAAUCCAGAUACUUAUUAAAAUUCAAUCAAUUUAACACCAGACUUGAUGUUACCUUGAUGCUAGAUAAUUUUUUUACUAUUUGUUAUUUCUUUGAUAUUAAUUUCAUAAUACAAUUUGUAUAGAUAUUACAAUAUGGCCUAUAAAUUGUAUUUUUCUUAGGUUUCCCCCAGAGUUGGACUUUUUGUAAGCUAUCUAUAUAGGUUUUUUGCUUAUCCGAAUAUUUAAAGAAUCUUUAUUUUCAUAUAUUAAAAUAUUCACUAAAUAUCUCAUCUUAUAGAUUUCAGCUUUUUCGUAUUUUCUCGUGCAAACUGAUCAAAGAAACAUGAUAUAUUUAACAAUAUGUAACUUAAGAGCGUGUAUUAAAGUGUUUUUAAACUCUUAACAUUUAAAGUGAUGAUUUUUUAACUGUUUACUCUUCUUUGUGUUUCUAAUUAAAUGUAUUUCUAUAUUAUCCUUUUUAAAAUUUGCAAUUAUAAACAAUGAUGUUGACAAUACUUGGAAUAUUAAUCACAAAAAUAUUUUAUAACUAAAACGUACAUUUAUAUUCCUUUGGACUCACGAUAAAAAAAAAAUGAUGCAAAAAUUUUGAAAUUUCAAGGAAAAAUGUUGUAAUCUCUAUCUAAUUGUAGAUAAACAGUUUACAAAUUUAACACAAGAUUUCUGUACAUUUAAAUUUUAAAUCUCAUUUAUUAUUUUCACCGGAUUCUAGUUGAUGUAAAAUAGUCCAAAUAGACUAUCAAGAAUUGAAAACAUAUGUCAGUAUUCUAGAUAUUUUUCUUAUAUUUUAAUUUUGAACCCAUUUUAUUAACUUGUUUAUAUUUCUGUUAUCUAUUUGGAUGGAAUUUUAUUAUUUCUUUAAACCAACUUUCCUAUGAUAGGCCUGUAUCCUGCGUACAAAAAAAGUUGAUUAAUAGCAAGCUGAAAAUUUGUUAAUAGCUUAACAGUGUCUAGUCGGACAAACUUUCAUGUAUGGGAACACUGGAACAGGGGAAGAUUUAAUUGUGGAACAGGUUAAAAAUUUGGAACGUCAGACUACGGAAACGUCCAUGUAUUUUAUCGCACAGAACUUCCAAUUUAUUUGUUACCCUUUCAUUAAACUUUCACGCAAAAAUCAGAUUCGUAUUUAUCACCAACUGGGCGUUUUAAUAAGUCCGACACGUAGAACAUGUCAAAUGACAGGAAUUAUAUUGGUGAUAAAUAGCAGUCUGAUUUUUGCAUGAGAGUUUAAUGAAAGGGUAACAAAUCAAUUGUCCGACAAAAUGCAUGGGGCGUUUUCGUAAUCUGACGUUUCAAAUUUUGAACCUGUUCCACAAUUAAAACUUCCCCUGUUCCAGUGUUCCCAUACAUCAAAGCUUGUCCGACUAGACACCGUUAAGCUAUUAACAAAUUUUCAGCUUGCUAUUAAUCAAUUUUUUUUGGUACGCGGGAUCCAUGCCUAUAAGCUAAAGAACUGAAAUAGUAAUUGUAAACUAAUAUGUAAAUUAUCCAAAAAAACUAGAAAGCAAAAUACACACACCGGCAAAAUUAGCCGAACACGUUAAAAAUGGGACAUGUUUGAUGUCUCGUAUUUCAUAAACCAGUGGUCCGAUUUGAGUGAUUCUUUUAGUAUAUUAUAGCCUUAUUAUUUAAGAAUAUCGCUGGAAUAAUAUUGUUGCUAGAUAGUUAAAUACCAUUUUAUACCGGGUGUACCAAUCAUACUGUGUUUUUUUCUUAAUGUUUGGAACACCCUGUGGAAUAUUCUAGCACAUGUAAAAUAUUUGAAUUAAUACUCGAUUGUAGAUUUAGGCUUGCUUAACAUUCUCCUUUUCGAUUCAUUUACUUAUGUGAGAUAAUAAAAAAGUUAUGUGCGUUAACAACUAUCCAUGUUUUUCAUCAAUAAAUCCUCAUAGUAGGGGAGGAAAUUUGCAGUUACUCGAGCGUUAUGGGGACCUAUUGGAUGGUGAAGAGUAUGUGCUAAAAUCAGAAAAAGGUUAAGUUAAGUUUUCCAUAAAGUGGGGGACUUUUCAUUUUUUAAUUUAAUUUUCCAUUUCAAACAAUCAUUUUCUCCGAUUAUAGCGCUAUCUAUCCAUAAUUCGAAAAAAUAUGUCGACUAAAAGUUGCUUAUUUUUACGCAAAGAAUCCAAAUCUGCAAUAAAAAUUGGGGGCUCCUAUUUAAGAUUUUAAAUUAAAUCCCCCACCCCACCUCCGUGGGGGCUCGUGACACCCCACGGAGAGGGGUGGGGGGUAAAUUAAAAAUUAUAAAACGAACUCUGCGAUAUUUUGCGAAAUUAAUAUCAGAUCGUAAAACUGCAAAAUACAUGUAUUCAAAAUUUUUCAAAAAUCUACCAAAUGGCAACAAACACGACCCCCCACGGAGGUGGGGUGGGGGUACAUUAAAAUAUUAAAUAGGAGCCCCCAAUUUUUAUUGCAGAUUUGGAUCCUUGACGUAAAAAUAAGCUACUUUUAUUCGCAACAUUUUUUCCUAUUAUGGAUAAAUGGCGCUAUAAUCGGAAAAAACGAUUGGUCGAAAUGGAAAAUUAAAUUAAAAAAUGGAGAGUCCCACACUUUAUGGAAAACUUAACUUAACUUUUUUUGGUUGUAGCACCUACUCUUCACAAUCCACUCCAGGUCCCAAGAAUGCUCGAGUAAUUGCAAAUUUAGCAUACUUUUCUCCCCUACUAUGAGGAUUUAUUGAUAAAAAACAUGGCUAGUUGUUAAAACACAUAACUUUUUUAUUUUCCAACAUAAGCAAAUGAAUCAAAAAAUAAAAUGUUAAGAAAGCAUAAUUCUACAAUCGAGUUUUAAUUUUAAAAUUUUAUAUACGCUGGAAUAUUCCACAGUAUGCUUUUUACACCCGGUAUAAAAUGACAUUUACCUGUCUAGCAACAAUAUUAUUACACCGAUAUUCUUAAAUAAUACGGCUAUAACAUACUAAAAGAAUCACUCAAAUCGGAUCACUGGUUUAUGAAAUACGAGACAUCAAACAUGUCCCAUCUUUAACGUGUUCGGCUAAUUUUGCCGGUGUGUGUAGUUAUUUAUGAAACAGUUCGUGAAGUAUGCUUUUUGCGAGCGAACGCGAUGUUUAGCGUAAGUUCGCAAAAAGUACUUCACGCACAGUUUCAUACAAUAUUUUUAUCUACGAUAUACAAAUUAAAAAACUGUAACUUUUCGUCACUGGAAUUUAUUUCUAUUCUACAAUUUUUAGAACUUUGACGUUUAUAAAAAUUCUAACUUAUUUCAAACCACAAAACUGUCAAAACUUUUGUUGUAAUUUAUUACUCAUUAUGUCAUCAUCGUGACAACGCGAAAGUUGAGGAUAUUUUAUUAUAUGAAAGUAGUGUGCCAAAAACAGUGCGAAAAAGUAAGUCCCAUUUAAAAUACAUUGUUACUUCACGCACACUUUAAACCCUUCACGCACUGCUAUUUAUAAUGACAGUUUUCACAAACUAAAAACUUAUACAUAAUAUGACAUAGAGUAGAUAAAUAAUUAUUUAAAUAAAAAAAUUGAGAAUGCGUUUUUAAGAAUACCAAAAAUUAUAAAACAAUUUAUUAUGUACCUAAUAUAUAGUAAUAUGUUUCCAAAUGUUUAUUUGCUUUUUUGAACAUCUACCAAUAUUGUUAAAUAUGGUACGUUUAUUUUGAACAUCUUUGUGCUUCUUUUUGCCUUAAUGGUCGAACUUUACAAAAGGAUACAACAAAGAAAAGUAAGACGACAGAGGGAAUUCUAGAUACGAAGAAAGAAAAAAGAAACUUAAAGAAUAAUGAAAGAGAAUAUAAAGAAGUAAUCAAUCGCAUUAAACCGGCUCCUAAACGGUUCACCAUGCGCCACGUCGACCAGUCGUUUGAUAUCUUACUUUGUUAUCUGUUUGUGGAUAUAAUAAGGGUGGUGGUUCGUCUAGCAGGGCGUUUUCUUGAUUUCAGUCUGCCAGGAUACAGUUCAUGACCAAAAAGGGGUGGCGGUUGUCAGCCACCCCUUUGAAGAUUUGUUUGGAUCGUUUCGUGAAUUCGUGGGCCGUUCUAUGGGAGUCAGGAUUCGUGAGGCCUAAAGCUUUAUACAGCUUAUCUAGAGGGGUUAUUCUCAUACAGCUUCUAAUGAGCCUGCAAGGUUCUUUCAUACUGAGAUUUACUUUCUUAGCGUGAACAGAACUCUUCCAUACCGGCAAUGCGUAUUCCCCCGUUGAGAAAAAUAGCGCCUGGGCUGUUGAUCUAAGUACUGUGGGUUUGGCGCCCCAUUUGCUAUUGCUAAGAUUCCUUACAAGGUUGUUGUGCGCAUCCACCAUUUUCGGGUUUUUCAUAGUUGAAAGAAGGUGGAUGCGCAAAAUAACCUUUUAAGCAUAUUAUUACUGAUAUAUUAUAAACUCGGAAAAUAGCAAUCCUUGUUGUAUUAGAUGUUAAUACAUACAAUGAUAACAUGGUUAUACAACAGUCUCCAAGAAUAAGCACUUAUUUUCCAUCCGUCAGUGAUAGUUAUCGUUAUCAAAUUUGGGUGAUUUUCCACUUUCAAUUUAUUAAUGUUUUAAAUCUUUAGACAGCAACAGCUACAUAGUCACAAAUUUUUCGCGAAACUAUGAUUCACUAUCAAUCAUUUUGCCUACAUUCAAAGCCACUCAUUUUGAAAGAUGAUAAAUAUAUUAUACAGGGUGUCCCGAAAAGAUUGGUCAUGAAUUAUACCAUACAUUCUGGGGUCAAAAAUAGUUCGACUGAACCUAACUUACCUUAGUACAAAUGUGCUUAUAAAAAAGUUACAGUCCUUUGAAGUUACAAAAUGAAAAUCGAUUUUUUUCAAUAUAUCGAAAACUAUUAGAGGUUUUUUAUAGAAAAUGGACAUGUAUCAUUCUUAUGGCAGGAAUAUCUUAAAACAAAAUUAUAGUGAAAUUUGUCCACCCCAUAAAAAAUUUAUGGGGAUUUUGUUCCCUUAAACCCCCUCCCCCAAACUUUUGUGUACGUUCCAAUUAAUUCAUUAUUGUGGUAUCAUUAGUUAAACACAACGUUUUUAAAAAAAUUUUGCCUCCUAGUAUUUUUUCGAUAAGCCAGUUUUUAUCGAGAUGCGGCUUCUUUUUCAAUAUAUUUACGUAACAGUUUUAUGGGGGUUUUGUUCCUUUAAACCCCCCAAAUGUUUGUGUACAUUCCAAUUAAACUAUUAUUGCGGUACCAUUAGUUAAACACAGUGUUUUUAAAACUUUUGCCUCUUAGUUUUUUUUUCAUAAGUCAUCUUUUAUCGAGAUGUAGCUUCUUUUUCAAAAUAUAAAUAAAAAUGGAAAUUAUAAAUAAAUUUUCAGAUUAUUAGCAGGUCUAUAAUCGUACUUAACAAAUAUGUGGUGGAUUCGACAAAUAUUCAAAAUAUCUCGAUAAACAGUGGCUUAUCGAAAAAGUACUGAGAGGCAAAAAAGUUUUAAAAACAUUGUGUUUAACUAAUAGUGCCACAAUAAUAAUUUAAUGGGAACGUACACAAAAGUUUGAGGGGGUUUAAAGGAACAAAACCCCCAUAAAAUUUUUAUGGGGUUCACAAAUUUUACUUUAAUUUUUUUUAAGAUGUUGCUGCCAUAUAAAUGUCACAUGUCUAUUUUCAAUAAAAAAUCUCUGAGAGUUUUCGAUAUAUGAAAAAAAAUCGAUUUUCAUUUUGUAACUUCAAAGGGCUGUAACUUUUUUUGUGUGCACUAUUGUAUAUAGGUAAGUGAGGAUCAAUCAAUCUAUUUUGACCACAGAAUCUUUGGUAUAAUGUAUGACCAAUCUUUUCGGGGCACCCUGUAUAUUGCAGAUAGAAUCACAAAUAACUUUAUUACCCAUUUGCUUAUUUUAUUUGCACAAAUCCGAUUUUUUACAGAACUGGUUGUUUUUGUCCAAUGUAUAAAAAGUAGUACAUGUUAUUUGAAAUAUGCAGCCAUAUAACAGGCACGUGAUACUAGGAACCACGCACACUUUUUCAAUUAAACGAAUUAUCCAAGGUUUAAACUGAUAACCUUUAGAUUUUUGAUCUUUAUUGUUUAUUUGCUUCGAUGUUUUUAAAAUUAUCUAACAAAUAUCCAAUUAGACAAAUGUUAAAAAAAUAGAGAUAUAGUGUUUGUUCGUGUUUAUAUGGUAGACGAAAUGACCGUUAGACCUUAGUGAUCUCUUAAUUUUUGAUUUUGCUACAUCACCAAUUUAUUUGAAUUAAACGGAAUAAUGUGGACAGUUUAGAUACAAGGGCAAGAGAUAAACACCAAACAGAUCAACUUCAUAAAUUAAUAAUUUGUUAUGUAAACAUACAGCUGGGUAGGUAAACUUAUUUAUGUAGAUAAAUAUUUGUUACCGUUUACUUUAUACAGUGUGUUCCAACAGAAACCAAGAGUACUGCCCCGCGUUAACUCCCCGAUUUUUUUAAAUAGCAAGUGUGGUAGAGUGGCACAUCAUUUGAAAGGAAUUAUUUUUCUCUACACGACACUCUAUUUUAUUUUAUUUUCGGAAUAACUUUGAAGAUAAUUUUGGAUUUAACUAAUUUAUUGGUUGAACAUUUUUAAUAACAACAAACAUAAAAGUUCAUCAAACUAACCAAUUAAAUGUUCCAAACAACCUCCUAUGACCUCCAUAUAAUAAUACAGUCUAUUUCAAAGCCUCUUCGUAUAUUUGCAAAUACCUCAAUAUUAUAAUAUCGAGAUUGGAUAUUUAAUCAGGCAUUAGCCGCUAGGUAGGUUGUUACGCGAGUGGUCGCGCAUGAGAUUUUCUCUCACAUAUCCAACUUUUGCCUUUCUUUACAAAAUUUUUCAAAAAAGAUGAGGUUUGAUCAACGUUAAAGCCAUUUGCUUUAAAAAGACACGACGUUUUUCUGUUUUAUUAUUAUUAUCUUUAUAUAAAAUGUGACUAUUGAUGCCGCCAAUAUUUAACAUUGAAAAAUAUAUGGUAAGUGACCAUCUACAACUAACCCGUGAAACAGAAUACAGUAGAACCUCGAUUAUCCGUCUCUCCAUUAACCGUCACCUCUGGUAACCGUCAGGGUCCAUAAAGUCAAUUUGCCACCAAAGACAAUUCUCAUUUUGGACAAUGCACGUGCCCAUCCUGAAGCCGGUAUGCUGCAAAAUGAUGAUGGAAAUAUCACAUGCUCUUUUCUGCCAGCCAAUACAACAUCAUUGAUACAACCAAUGGAUCAAUUGAAUAACGCUGAAAAGAGCAUGGAUUAAAUAAAUAUGGCCUGCAUUAACUGAAGAUGAAAAUGCCCCCGUGACAUCUGAGCGUGAUGCAGUAACAAAUGAAGUUAAGGUUGAAUCAACUGUUUUGUUUUCGUUGUCUAAAGAUGACAUAAAUGAAUGGUUAAUUUGUGAUGAGGACGGAAAUAGCUAUCGAUUGCUGACAAAUGAUGAAAUGGCAACAGAGGCGGAUGAAACAGAUUCAGAAGCUGACACAGACUUGGAAUUUGACGGUGGCGAUGUCGAUCAUGAUAUUGCAACUGACAACGAUUUGCGUAAAGAAGCUAGAGAAGCUGCACCGCACAUAAAACAAUUCAUAUAGUGGUAUUCUCGACAAGAAGGAGUAACAAAUGAAGUUAAGGUUGAAUCAACUGUUUUGUUUUCGUUGUCUAAAGAUGACAUAAAUGAAUGGUUAAUUUGUAAUGAGGACGGAAAUAGCUAUCGAUUGCUGACAAAUGAUGAAAUGGCAACAGAGGCGGAUGAAACAGAUUCAGAAGCUGACACAGACUUGGAAUUUGACGGUGGCGAUGUCGAUCAUGAUAUUGCAACUGACAACGAUUUGCGUAAAGAAGCUAGAGAAGCUGCACCGCACAUGAAACAAUUCAUAUAGUGGUAUUCUCGACAAGAAGGAGCCAAUACAGUAGAUAAAGAAAUACAGCCGUUUCGAAAUGUGAAAAAACAGUAAAUCAAACAAAGAUUUCAAAAUAUUUUAAACCAAAUUGAUUCGAUUGUACGAACACAAAUCCCGCUUAUAUUGUCAAACAAAACAUACAAAUAUAAAAUUGAGAGUUGUACUAUGAAUUUUUAAUUUUUUUUAAAUUUUCUGUUAACCGUCUUUUCGAUUAUCCGUCAUACCCUAGGUCCGGUGCCCUGACGGAUAAUCGAGGUUCCACUGUAUAGGAAUUUCCUAUCAUCGACCACAUCCACGGCGCCUUUUAUUACAUCAUAAAAGGAUAUUAUUUUAGGUUUUAAGGGGAAAAAUAACAUUAAUUUUUAUACACAGUUGGAGACGCUGGUGGUCGCUUGAUGAGAGAAUCUCUCACAUGAAACACACUGACUCAACAAUAUGGUGAUACUAAGUAAACUGAGUCACUAUCUGAGCGGACGAGUCUAUUAGAUUGUCGAGGGAGGAUAGUUAGGAGACUAGAAGGAACUACAGCGCGUAUAAUUUCCCAGAAAAAAAGUUGUGCGCAAUUUUCUGAAACCGUGAGAGAAAAUCUCAUAUAGCGACCACUGGCGGGUUAACCAAUAAAUUAGUUAAAUCCAAAAUUAUCUUUAAAGUUAUUCGGUAAAUUAAAAAAAAAAUAGAGUGUCGCGUAGAGCAAAAAAUUAUCUUUCAAAUGAUGUGCCACUCGACCACAAUUGUUAUUUAAAAAACGGGGGUCUAUGCGGGGCAGUAGGGGGUUUCAUUUGGGGGAAUAAAUUUUGCAUGAAAAUUCGUCCCUAUUUCAGUAAAAUUUGACGUGUUUUUUUUAUUUUGAAAAAACUCUUGGUUUCUGAGUUUCUGGGGGGUCAAGAUUUUUUUAUUUUUGUUGUCCAGGUUUCACAUCCAUAAAACAAAACGGACCAGACGUAGCACUUUAAAGGAUCCCCCAAACCGACGCGAAACUUUUGCGACGCGAAUUUUUCGUUGCGGAACAUUCGCAGGCGAAACCGUAGCGGACAAGGCUUUCCCACAUUGGCGCGGAACCUGACGCGACUGUUCGCCAUACAAAUAUGAACAAAUUAUAAUUUUAGGACGGUCUUUUCAUCUCCGGAUAACUAAUUAACGAGAAGUUUAUCUGACAGAUAUUUAAUAAAACUGUCAGAUAAACUUCCCGAUAACUACAUAGUUACCCGGACCACAAUGGAAAUAACGGCAACCGCAUUGCUGACCAGCUAUCUAGGAAGGCAGUAGGCGUAAGAGUUUUAGGCCUGCCGAUCUUUUUGGCUGGUCAAUUACAACAAUCUAGGAAAUUGCCAAAAUGUUACUCCCGCACGCAAACCGUGAAAAGAUGGGAACAAGGGCCUGAAUGUAGACUUGUAAGGGAACACUAAAGAACCUUGAGAGGUCAGCAUCAGAAAACUACUUGAGAAUGACCAGGAAAAACCUACGCUUGACAGUUGGUUUUUUAACUGAUAUUAUCUUUAUUGAUGUUAUUAUUUUUAUUUCAUAAUCUUUAAUCAAAUAUUAUUUCUGAGAAUGGAUGACUAGUUCAUGAAAAUUCAUGCAUUUUUACUAAUUUAAAAUAUUCAUUUUAAUUCAAUCAUUUUCUCCUAAUUCUAACCCUAUACUAUCCUAGAUUUUAUCCUUUUUUCUUAUAUUUUUCUAAUCUUUACUUAAAUCAUAUAUUAUAGGAUAUUGUUUCACAAUUUCAAUGAGUUUUUCUGUAACAGACAUUUUAAUUCACGCGAAACUACAACGGCAGCGGAAAAAACCGUGCAUGCAGCGUUCCAUGAAAACAACGCUGAUCUACCGCGACCGUUGCGGACACCGCCCCACCUAGUGUGAACACGCUCAUAAGUCGCCGUGCCUAUCGAUUCGCCGCGAUUCCGCGUAGGUUGUGGCUGCGAAAGUUUCGCGUUGGUUUGGGGGAUCCUUAAUACUCCUAGACGCAAGGUCAAUCCUAGACUUCUACUGCACAAUAAAGAACGCCUGUUAAUAAAGCUUUUUCGUGGAAUUUCUAUUCUAGUCGAAGUUUAUUCUUCUGUUUCAACCCUACAGUCGAUCCAGCUAUCCAGAUAUAUAAAAUGAUUCUAGGAUUUUGUUAUCUGAUUUUGGUGCUGAGUCUUCGAUAUCAACUUUUCCGAGCACCAUCCAUUUUGUUGUUUUUGCGUUGAUUGGUAAGCCGUUUUCAGUGCAUUUGUUUUUUACAGCGUUCAACAGGGUUUGAAAGUCUUCUAGACUCUCUACCAUUAUGGCGGUGUCAUCUGCGUAUCUGAUGUUAUUAAUAAUUUUACCACCGAUUUUAAUACCUUCGCGACGUAUAUUUAACGUUAUCUCAAGUAUAUUGGUUCAGUGUAGGCAUUAAAUAACAUCGGUGACAUAACGAAUCCCUGUCUGAGACCACGCUUAAUAGAAACUUUAGCUGAAACCUCUUGAUCGCCCUCAUAUGUGUCGUAUUUUUCUCGUUUUUGGAUUUUUUGUAUUUUUUCUGGCGCCCUUGCAGAAUCCAAACUGCAUAUCCUCUAUAUCAAUGUCAAGAUACUGAUGUAUACGUUUUUAUACUUAAAUAAUAUAUUAUCUCCUGAUUGAUAUAUUAUUAUUAAAAAAACUUUAUCAAAAGGUACAUAUGUGCUCCGUUUCUAGUAAUUUCUUCUUCUCUAAAGGCAACUAUUAUUAUUAACCAGUGUUGUCUUAAAGAAGUAGAAUAUUUUUUUUAAGUUUCAUAGACAUAAUCAAAAAAUACUGCUACUCUCACACAAAAUAAUGUUUCUGUAUACAGUGUGACAAAGCCAAAUGGAAUAAAUUCAUUAUUUCAUAAACUGGCGAGUUUAAGGAAAAAUCCCGAAACAGGUCGAUUUUUAUUUUUAAAUUAGGAUUUUUUGGCAUAUAUAUCAUACUAGUGACGUCAUCCAUCACGGCGUGAUGACGCAAUCGAUAUUUUUAAAUGAGAAUAGGGAUCGUAUGCUAGCUUAUUUGAAAGGUUAUUCACUUCUUUAUUCAAUAAUAAUAUAAACAUUAACAUAAUUUUUUAUACAAGGUAUAAAAAAAAUUAAAUUAAACGAAUUCACACAGAAAGAAGACUAUAUGUAAUUUAUUUAAUUCAAAAUACAUUUUACUGCUCUCAGAAAUCAGAAAAAAAUGUUUAUUUCAAAAUAAACAUCGCUUUUCGCAUAAAUUUAAUGUUUAAAUUGCCAAGAGGCAGGUGGAUCUAUUUUAAUUCUCUUUUCUCAGCUCUCAUUGUGUUAUCCAAAAUGUCCACGUAAAUUAAGUAAAUUUUUGUGAUAUUGUAUUAAAUUAGGUAGAUUGAUAAUUAUAGCUAGUAAAGAUUAUGAGGUUAUUUUUUGUUAUUAAUUUCGCUAAUUCUAGAUAUUUCUAGGCAUUUGGGUAUUUUAAAUAUGUUAAAUUUCAUUUUAAUUAUCAAGGGUUAGUUGUGAUAAAAUAUUCAAUGGCUAAAUGAAAAUUAAAAUAUUACGUAACGAUUUUUUAUUUAUUUUUAUGAGAGACUAUCAUUUCCAUAUCAUUAGAUUGCGAUUUAUUUUUAUUAAAACCUAUCAUUUCAAUAUCACUAGAUUGUGUACUUUUUGAUUACUUUUUAAUUUCUACUUAACGAUUAUCAUUAAUAGACCAGGCUGUAUCGUUGCCCCCGUUAGGUAAAUUAAACUGAUUCGUUUUUUUUUGGACAAACUUACUCAAAAAGAGGUGCCAAGAGGUGCCGCGGUCGAAAAAAUUUUUAAACAAUUUUUUUUAUCAAAUUCAAAAAAUCAAUUUUUUCACUUCGUACAAUUUAUAGACCAUUUGGGUGAUUAUGAGCAAAAAAGGUCUCGUGAUUUUUCUCUAAAAUUGAUUGUUGUCGAGUUAUACGCGAUUUAAAAUUUGACAAACGCGAAAAUGGCCAUUUUCACAGCUUAAUAAUUCGGUUAAAAAUUAUUAACUAAGUCAAAAAGUGACUAAAUAAAAGUUUAAAGCCCCCCUAAAUGAGAUCCUGAAGAAAUUUGUUUGAUUAAUUUAUUACUAAGCUGUUAUUUUUAAUUAUCAUCAAUGAGCGCUAACAGCGUGUUGAAGCGGCCGUCAAUAGGGCUUUUCAUCGGUUGUUAUUUGUUUCGAGCUUCUGUCAUAUGUUAUAUAAUCUGUGUAUAAUAUUAAUAUACACGGAUUAUCCGACAUAUGGCAGAAGCUCGAAACAAAUGACUGUGAAUGAAAAGCCCUAUGUGAGUGCGAAAGAGAUGCACCAUUCCGUCACUCCAUUGGUGCAUCCAACAGCGCCGAACACGUUGUUAGCGCUCAUUGAUGAUAAUUAAAAAUAACAGCUUAGUAAUAAAUUAAUCAAACAAAUUUCUUCAAGAUCAUCAUGUAGGAGGGCUUUAAACUUUUAUUUAGUCACUUUUUGACUUUCAUAAUAAUAAUUUUUAACAGAGUUAUUAAGCCUUGAAAAUGGCUUUGUCGCGUUUCUCAAAUUUUAAAUCGCGUACAACUUGACAACAAUCAAUUUUAGAGAAAAAUCACAAGAGACCUUUUUUGCUCAUAAUGACCCAGAUAAUCUAAAAAAAAUGUACGAAGUGAAAAAAUUGAUUUCUUAAAUUUGUUUAAAAAAAAAAAUUUAAACAAUUUUCCGACCACGGCUACUCCCGGCACCCUGUGGAUUUGUUAUAAAGAUCUAUUUUUGAGUAAGUUUGUGCAAAGAAACGAAUCGGAAUAAUUUACCUUGCGGGGCGCCGAUAUAGUCUGGUCUAUAACAUACGAUAUGCCCAGUGAAUAUAUAGUAUUGACUAGAUAAGAUUAUUAUGUAAAAAAAUAACCUCAUCUUUCACCUUCCUAGUAAAAAGGCGGUUUAUUAAAUUGUAGAUAUUUUUUUAAAUAAAGACAAAUGGUAGAGAACCUAUUUUUAGUGACUUUUGUGAUGUUCUGAACUGCCUUUUAGCCUAUGGAAAGUUUCUAAAGAAGUAAUUGUGUUGUUAAAAAUCGACUUUUUGUUAAUUAUUUUAAAAAUUUAUUUACAAGAAAAAAUUGAAAAUAAAACACCUACGACAGUAA